GAAUCCCAGCAGAUCCUGUAUAGAGGAAGAUGAAGAACGCUCUGCAAUACUGCUGUAACACUUCCAUAGUCCUGAUGUAAGAGCUCCUAAACUCUAAGACAUGAGGACCUCUUUGCCAGCAUUUCACCCUGAAGAGGAGAGUGAAGACAUGAAUUAUCCAAAUCCAUGCAGCGAGAUGCAUGAAGAUACUGAGGAGCAAAGAGAUAAGAUGGAAGUAGAAGAGAGACCUUAUUUGUGUCCAGUGUGUGGAAAGAGUUUUUCACGACUGGCCAACUGCAAGAAACACCAGAAGAUUCACUCUUCUGUGAAGAAGCAUGCUUGUGUUGAGUGCGGAAAGACCUUCAUUACACCUGAGUAUCUGAGAAAGCAUCAGAAAACACACACUACAGAAAGACCGUUCACCUGCUCUCAAUGUGGACUGAGCUUCAAAGUAAAAGGCCACCUUGUGACACAUGAAAGAAUUCACACGGGAGAGAAGCCACACACGUGCCAUCAGUGUGGGAAGAGCUUCAUACAGUCAUCAGGACUCACUUAUCAUCUGCUGCAUCACUCUGGAGAGAAAACAUUUAAGUGUGAUCAGUGUGGGAAGAACUUUACAUCAUCAGCAAAUCUAAAAAAACACCUCACACUUCAUAUGAAUGAGAAGCCCCAUAAAUGCUCUGUGUGUGGAAAGAGUUUUCCUCGGCGUGACUCUUUGAAGCAGCACCAAAAGAUCCAUGAUGCUGUGCGGGAUCACAUGUGUUUUAAGUGUGGCAAGAGCUUUAUAGCAGCUAGUCAUCUGAAGCAGCACCUCAGGAUUCAUAAUGAUGAAAAACCAUUCAGCUGCUCGCAGUGUGGAAGGAGUUUCACGCAAAAAGGCCACUUAAACAAACACAUUCAAACACACGCUGGAGAGGAACCUCAAGCACCAGCUCUCAAUCAUCUGCGCAGUAGAUCAAAUAAAUGAGAUUCUGAUAAUGCAAAUAUUCUGUUAUUGUUCAAAUAGAGUAGUGUUUUUUGAUCUGUUCAAAUAAAGUUACUUUGAAACCUCACAA
This is a messenger RNA of Carassius carassius (crucian carp), 1034 nucleotides long. RefSeq names its product gastrula zinc finger protein XlCGF7.1-like. The record is from RefSeq and is a predicted model, not a curated record. Lineage: Eukaryota; Metazoa; Chordata; Actinopteri; Cypriniformes; Cyprinidae. Gene Ontology annotation, molecular function: DNA-binding transcription factor activity, RNA polymerase II-specific; RNA polymerase II cis-regulatory region sequence-specific DNA binding. Gene Ontology annotation, biological process: regulation of transcription by RNA polymerase II. The transcript is spliced from 3 exons. Gene Ontology annotation, cellular component: nucleus. Bases 101 to 946 code for a protein of 281 amino acids.